CUCUAUAUUGUCCAAAGACGGCUGUGUCCUUUAAAAUUGAAGCAUCGCGCUUGUGUUCCGAUGAUGCUGAGAGUCUCGCUGUCACAUCACACCGGCAUCUCAGUAAGCACUCGGGCACAAUUCAGUGAAGAUCUCAGCAAAAUGUGAAUGCAGGGAUUAAGGUCAUCCUCUCAGACUGCAACUGGACUGACGUCUGAAUGUAACACUGAGGCCGUUUCAGCAUCGCUACAACUUUAAUCUUUCAAAAUUGUCUUCUCCUUCUGAAGAUGAAGCUUCUAAACAUAGCAUGAAGUCUUUCCAUUUGCUUUCUUAUUAUGCCUUGUUUCGUCUCUGCUUACACUACAUACAGCUUGAACAUGCAUACAGAUAUCUGGAGUGUGAUCAGCUAAAAAAAAGAGUGUGCACUAUAAAUGUAAGGGUUUUGCAGUCUGAAAUGGGCGUUUUUGAUGCAGAAAGACUCGUCGUCAACCCUGUUUGACAAUGACUGUUCUGAAGCUGUAGGGCUAGUGAGAGACGGAAGCUGGAUAUGCGGAAACUCAUGCAUCCCAUGCAAAGAGGCCCCCUAGUUACACCUAGCCCUUCUCUUCUCGGGGUCUUUUAUCUUUUGGUGGCGUUCAUGACCACGCUCAUAUUAGGCUGCCCUAAGAGCUGCCACUGUAGCGAAAAGAAUGGCCUCACGGUUGUGCAGUGUGCCUCCCGUGACCUGGAAAGCAUCCCGUCGGACCUGCCGGAAGACACCGUGGCCCUACUGCUAGCAUCAAACCGUAUCACCAAGAUUCCGAGUCAGGCCUUCAAGGGGCUGCCCCGGCUGCAGGAGCUGGACCUGUCUCGCAACGCCAUAGAAGUGGUGGAUGCCGGAGCCUUCCGGGGCAUUUCCGAAGGCCUUCGGAUGCUGGACCUUUCCCACAACCACAUCCGUGCCGUUCCCAAGGAGGCGUUUGCACGGCUCACGGCAAAGAUCCGCCUGUCCAACAACCCGUGGCACUGCGAGUGCGCCCUUCAGGAGGUGCUGCGUGAGCUUCAGCUGGACCCUGAGACCAUCAACGAGGUGAGCUGCCACACUGCUGUGCGGGAGGAGUACGCCGGUCGGCCAGUCAUCCAGGUACUGGACUCUGGCAUCAACUUCUGCAACUUCCACCACAAGACCACUGACGUGGCCAUGUUCAUCACCAUGUUUGGCUGGUUCACCAUGGUCAUAGCUUACGUCAUCUACUACGUGAGGCACAACCAGGAGGAUGCCAGGAGGCACCUGGAGUACCUCAAGUCCUUACCCAGUACCUCACAGAUCACCAAGGACUUUGACACAGUCAGUACUGUGCUCUAG
Molecule: messenger RNA, 1324 nt
Organism: Scleropages formosus (Asian bonytongue)
Lineage: Eukaryota; Metazoa; Chordata; Actinopteri; Osteoglossiformes; Osteoglossidae
Product: leucine-rich repeat-containing protein 3-like
Exons: 3
Coding region: 527-1324 (265 amino acids)
Cellular component (GO): plasma membrane
Molecular function (GO): protein binding
Source: RefSeq, a predicted model, not a curated record